GAACUGUGAUCUCCACAAACCUGAUACCAAAGAGAGACAACUGACUUUAAAUAGUCUAAAACCACAAUUAAAUCACAUGCGACUCGACAGUUAACCUUUUUAAUGCCAAAACAGGGACUGUUACCUAACUAUUUUUCGAUGUUUUAUGUGAAGUACAAGAAAAAAUAUACCCAAUUUGAGAUGGGGGAAGUCCCCGCAAGGAAAUCCCCUCUUCAUAAAAUAAUUUCGAAAUUGAGUGAGGCUCUCACAGGCUGAAGCUUUCUGCUUUUGGUCUACAGCAGACGUCUGCAGCUUAUGACACUCAAACCUGUACAAUCUAUGGGAAAUUCGUACUUUAUGUACUCGUUUUAACGCGCGAGCGGAUUGUUCAGCAUGGAUGAAAUGAAGAGGGAGAACGAGGCGCUGAGGGCUAAGUUGCGCAGCUGCUCUACACUCAACACAUUUAACCACGAAACACAACAAGAAAUUGCUCGUUUAAAUCAUUUGGUUACAUCCAAAGACGGAAUUAUCGCCGAUUUAAAGGCAAGACUGGGGAAGUAUGAGAAAACCGUGUUAAUUGAAGGAGAUGACCCUUAUAUUGUAGGGCCGUCGAAAUCUCUAAUCGAGAGUUUGUGUAAGGAAAUUUGCAAAUUAAAGCAAAAACUCAUGGAAUCAGAGGUGGACACCGCCCAGAGAUUGGAAACCACUAAAACAGAGAUUCAGCGAUUGCAAGAAAAGUUGAAGGAGAAGGAUCAAGAGCUGAAGACCAUCAGGGAAAGGCCCGAGCAGGAGAAAGAGAGGGAGAUCCAGCAACUACGCUCCACCUUGGCCGAAAGGGAUCGGACACAGGCCACCAGGGCCGUCCUGUGCAACUCUCUUGCUGAAGAAGCAGAGCAGUUGAGGGCCCAACUGGGAGCCACUGUGCAGGUGUGCCAGGAGCUUUUGGGGCACAUGGAGAAAGAGAAAAGCAUGACAGCCAUGACCGAUCAGAGAGCUCACGUUAAUGAGACAAAGGAUUCCCCUGAAAUACCCCAUCUAAAUGUCAUCAUCAGCAAGUUAGAAGAGGAGAAUGACCAGCUUAAAAAGAGAGUUGUCUAUGUCGAAUGUUUAAACUCAAAGUGGCAGAAGUAUGACUCCAGUAGAGAGGAGUAUGUGAGGGGUUUGUGUCAAAAGUUGAAAGAGUCAAACGGUCUGGCAUCUGCAGGUCCGACCCUGACCCAGACUCAGGCUCAGGCUACGUCUGGCAGUAUGGCUUUGUUCCAGCAGGAGAUCGCACGGCUCAACGGCCUCCUGCAGGACAGGAUGAUGGAGUGCGAGAGACUCGGCAGAGAAAGGGAUGACAAUACAAGGAGAGACCAGGAGCGCAUUCAGAUGCUUGAGCAACAGGUUCUGGCCUAUAUUGAGGACUUCAAAUCUGAGAGGGCAGACCGAGAGAGGGCUCAGGGUAAAAUCCUGGACCUUCAAGACGAAGUUGGGCGACUUCAACUGCAAAUACGCACACAGAGCGUCCAAGACGCCUCAUCCUCACGCCGACUCCACAUGGGCCUUAAAAAAGUUCCCAGACAAACGGACACUGCCGAACCACUAAGGAACAGUCCCCCAGAAGCAAGCUCAAAAAGGACUAUCAGUAACAAUGCACCACAGGGAGCCGCUGAACUGCAGUGCCCUCGGUGUCUCACCACAUAUGACGAUGAGCACGCGGCCGAAUACCUAAACCAUUGGGACGAGUGUGCCAAGCUGUGAGUCUUUUACCUCACUGACUUUUCACAGGGCACAGAAAGCACUGAGGACAUAAUCACUACAAGCUCGCAGACUGUCGGAUGUGCGACAGGGUGUUGAUGAAGGCAGGGGCACGUUUAAACAGGAUGGAGUCGAAAGAAGAGCUUUUUUUUUUUUUUUAAAGAAGAUUGCUUGUGGCAUAGGACUCAGUAUAUGACUUUAGGUUGGUCAUUUCUAGUUCAAAGGCUUACUCACAUGGCUGUCAUAGAGUGCAGAUGGUCUGGUUAUGAAAGGUUAUUGAAUCUCAAGCAAUUGCGGUUUAUAAGUCACUGGGUUUUGCCAUUUGUUUGGUGUCAUGGUUUGAGGCAUGGUACAAGUUUCAGUCAAUUUUUGCUUAACGCUGUAUUGCAGAUCUGUGUAUAGUUCAGAUGGAUCAUAAAAUGGGUAUCAUAUACCUCACUGAUAUGUAUUCUCUUUAUCAGCUGGUUUGCACUUUUUUGCUAUAUUAUAAUUUCAAAUACAGAUGAUACAAGUACAUAUUCUUUUAUAUUUAAUAGAUAAGCUUUUUUGUUAUUAGACUAUUGAAUAUAAUUCAUACUUUUGUCAUGGUGCUAUUUGUAAAGUAUAUAGUAAUGUUUAUAUAUUUCAUUUGUAGGUAUAUUGUUAUUACUUGCCUUCAUGUUAAAUGUAUCACAUUAAAUAAUUAUUUGUACCAGGAAAUACAGAGCAGCACAGUACACACUAUUGACAAUCUUUUGAUAUUUUACUAUUUGAUUCAUACAGGCUACCGUAUAUAUCAAACUUCAGUUUCCGAUUAUAAAUGUUAUAUGGUUCCAACGUAUAACAUGUCAUUACUUUCUCAGACUUCUAGGCACCUUUUGACUGUGAGGUACUUGCCAUUUGAUCCCCCCGUGCAGUUAAAAACAUUCUAGUUUUAAGUAAGAGAGGAAGUUCCCUACAUCCUGGUAAAUUGAGGCGUGACGUCUCAGUUGUUGCGUCUGACAAAAUGGCCUAUUGCAGCGCACUUUUACAGGGUUUAAAGGCACAAACAACAAAAAUCACAAUUAGACAUAUUGACAAAGAUGUCAAAAUAAGACAGAAAUGUGAUAACUAUAUAAGAUGAUUUAUUUUUAUAAUAAAAUAUUUGCUUAAAGAUCA
Molecule: messenger RNA, 2856 nt
Organism: Pimephales promelas (fathead minnow)
Lineage: Eukaryota; Metazoa; Chordata; Actinopteri; Cypriniformes; Leuciscidae
Gene: tnip2
Product: TNFAIP3 interacting protein 2
Biological process (GO): regulation of transcription by RNA polymerase II; toll-like receptor 3 signaling pathway; positive regulation of canonical NF-kappaB signal transduction
Molecular function (GO): K63-linked polyubiquitin modification-dependent protein binding
Source: RefSeq, a predicted model, not a curated record